Mercenaria mercenaria is the source of this 3027-nucleotide messenger RNA. RefSeq names its product ferroxidase HEPHL1-like. Gene Ontology annotation, biological process: iron ion transport. The record is from RefSeq and is a predicted model, not a curated record. Gene Ontology annotation, cellular component: plasma membrane. Bases 1 to 3027 code for a protein of 1008 amino acids. Gene Ontology annotation, molecular function: oxidoreductase activity; copper ion binding. Lineage: Eukaryota; Metazoa; Mollusca; Bivalvia; Venerida; Veneridae. The transcript is spliced from 11 exons.
AUGUCUAGAGAAAAGAUCGACAAUCGCCCGGACAGAAUUGGCAGUACCUACAAGAAAGCAAUAUACCGUGGUUACACAGACAAUACUUUUACACAGCCUAUUCCUGUACCUGAAUGGGCAGGUCUUCUCGGGCCACCAAUCAAAGCGGAAGUCGGAGAUAUUGUAUACAUUCACUUUCAAAACAUGGCUACCGGAAGUAACUUCAGCGUUCAUCCGCAUGGUUUUCUUUACAAGAAGAUACAUGAAGGAGCACUUUAUAUAGACGGUACAAGUGGAAAUGAAAAAUUAGAGGAUGCAGUUCCACCUGGAGGCACUGCCACUUAUAUGUGGAAGAUUGGCGACGAACAUGCGCCGACGAACGAUGAUGAUAACUGUGUGGCCUACACAUAUCACUCACACACACGGGCGCCAAAAGAUGUUGACACUGGUCUUGUUGGUGUGGCCGUGCUGUGCAAGAAAGGAACACUUUAUGCUGAUGGGCGGCGUAACGACGUUGAAAAGGAAUUCUACUUUUAUGCCGACGUUACAGAUGAAAAUAACAGUUGGUACUUUAAUCAGAAUUUAAAUAAAUGUGGAAAUCCAAACAAAUGCAGAAGUCUAAAGCUGAAAGUGAACAACGCCAACUUCAUAUUAUUUUUCAGCACAGACACUGCAGUUUUAUUUCCAGCCAGCGUUUACUCCGGCUAUAUGACACCAUUCAAUCCAGGGCGAUGGCUGCUUUACUGCAGAAACCUUAAUCAUUACGGCGGUGGGAUGUCAAGCUUUCUUAGAGUAAUCAAAUACCAGGCGUCAUGUGCAGGCUUUCCACCCCAUCCUCCAGUGAAAAAACCUACUCUGACUCGAACAUAUUUCCUUGCCAUUGAGGAAGUCCUUUGGGACUAUGCACCUGGCUUUGACAACAACAAAUCAAUCGUGGUUUCCAAGUUUUUGAAUCGUGGUAAACAGCGGAUCGGAUCUGUUUACAAAAAAGCAAUGUACAUAGAAUAUACCGACGGGACAUUUACUAUGCAGAGAGCACGUAACAUGCAACAAAUGCAUUAUGGGUUGGCUGGUCCACCAAUCAAAGCGCAACUUGGUGAGAGGGUUGUUGUUGUCGUUUUGAACAAAGCUUUAAGGCCUUUCUCUUUUCUUGCAAACGGUUUGUCAAUGACGAAAGAAAAUGAAGGAGCCUACUACAAAAAUGCGCAGCACGGUCAACAAAUGAAGGGAGCGGUAGUAAAACCUGGAGCAGUCAGAACUUAUAAGUUUGAUGUGACCGAACAUUCUGCACCAACACCUUGGAAUGAAGACUGCAUCACAUAUAUGUAUCACUCCGCGGUUGAUAUAACUAAAGAUAUUUAUACAGGCCUCUUUGGUCCUCUCUUAGUGUGUAAACCGGGAGCUUUGGCAUUUGAUGGAAGUCCGAAUGGUGUUGAUAGAGAAUUCUUUGUAAACUGGAUGGUGAUAGAUGAGAACCUGUCUUGGUAUAUUGAUGACAACAUUGCCAGAUUUACAUCACAGAUGGCGGUGAACAAAACGGAUCAGAAGUUCAAAACAUCUAAUAAGAUAAGAGCAAUCAAUGGACGGACGUUUGGAACAUUGGACGGUUUGCUAAUGUGCACAGGUGAGAACGUAAAAUGGCAUAUGUAUGGGCUAGGCGGGCAGGUCGAUCACCAUCAUUUCAGUUUCGAGGGAAACAAUUUCAAAUUUGACAACAGGAAUCUAGACACAGCCUCAGUAUUCCCAGGGGUUGGACAUUCUGUUACUAUGAUACCGGAUCAAGCAGGACAACUUUUACUGCGCGACGGUCAGCUUGGUUUUGAAUCUGAAGGAAUGUAUGCUUGGUACAAUGUACAGUUUUGCGAAGAAAAAAUGACAUUUAAUUAUCCGACAAAACGUGUACAACACAGAAGCGGAAUGAUCAGGCGAUAUUUCAUUGGUGUCAUUGAGCACAGUUGGGACUACGCAUCGGCAAAGAUAGAUCCAAUUGAUGGUUCUGACCUUCUUAACUCUAAACAUAAAGGAUACGCAUAUGUUCGCAGUGACCCGCCGUUUUUAGGCUCUGUAUACCAUAAAGCGAUGUACGUUGAAUUCACUGAUAACACGUUUUUAAAAAUGAAACAACGAACUCCUGAAGAGAGACACCUAGGAUUGCUUGGUCCAUUUAUCCGUGGUAAUGCCGGAGACGCCAUUGAAAUUGUGUUGAAAAACUUUGCAUCUCAUCCCUACAACAUUGUCCCAAGAAAUGUGAUAUUUAUUGACGGUUCUCCAAUAACAAAUGCCCCAUUCACAAUGCCAGGAGAGACGCGAGUAUACACUUAUGUUAUCCCAAAGAGGUCCGGUCCUACCUUGAAUCAGCCGAAUUGUGUUGGCUCUCUUUACGUUUCAAGAGUAGCGCCUUUAAACGAUACCCAUAGUGGGCUUGUUGGACCUUUCGUUGUAUGUAAGCCUGGUAUUCUUGACUCGUUUGGACGACGAACAGACAACAUCAAGAAAGAAUUUGCAACUGGAUAUAUCAUUUUUGAUGAAAGCAAAAGCAAUUACCGAAAUAUUAAUUUUGGUAUAAUUACGCCAAACUCUUUGAAAAACCCUGAAUUUAUUGAAAGCAAUCUGUAUUAUUCGAUAAAUGGACACAUAUAUGGAAACCUUAAAGGACUUAUAUUAAGUGAAGGAGAACACUCAGCCUGGUAUGUCUUUGGUCUUGGAUCAGUUCAGGAUAUACAUACAGUACAUUAUCAUGGCCAGCUGUACUUGCGUAAAACAUCUUUGAACCUGAAACGUGAUGUUUUAGAAGUAUUUGCAGGAACGUAUGAAACUGUAGAAAUGACUGGACAUAAUCCUGGUACGUGGCUGUUCCAUUGCCACGUAGCUCCUCAUGCGAUGAAGGGAAUGGAAGCGUCUUAUACAAUUUUACCACGAAAUUGGCAAUUUGUACCAGGACAAGGAAGAUAUAAACAAGGUUAUGGACAACAUUCACAUUUCGGUCAACAUGGACACGCUCACGGACAUCAACAUUCAGGACUUAGGUUGCGAGUCAAGUCUAGGUGA